Messenger RNA from Geodia barretti, 1053 nucleotides. Lineage: Eukaryota; Metazoa; Porifera; Demospongiae; Tetractinellida; Geodiidae. The record is from the annotation of a GenBank genome assembly.
AUGGCGGAGAGCUCACCGUUCAGGACCAUCUCCAACCUGCAGAGAAAGCCCAGCAUGUUGAGCGUCCAACAUUCCGUUCCGGAAGGUCGUCUCAAUAGCUGUAGCUCCAGUCCUGCCAGCCCUGGUGGGGUGACGGGCUGGGGGUGGGAGGAGGUGGCUGCGUGGCUGACAGAAAUUGGCAUGCAACAGUAUCAGGAUUCGUUUCAGAAGCACGCAAUAGAGAGUGGGAGGGAGCUGCUGCAGUUGAAGGAGGAUCACCUGAAAGAGAUGGGUGUGGGAAAAGUGGGCCACCGUCUCCGGUUGUGUGAGCAUUUGAGGGAGCUCCGCAGAUUAGCUGAAGUCACUGCAGAUGGGGUAGACAUGGAUAGUCUUCUGUCCCAACUGGACGAAGCCCGGGCUGCAAGGUUCAUGCAUCGCCAGCCAAAGAGGAUCAUCCUCAUCCGCCAUGCUGAGAGCAUUGGUAAUGUGGACUCAUCAGUGUAUGCACAUGUUCCAGACAACAAACUGGAUAUCACAGAACGUGGCAGACAGCAAGCUUAUGCAACUGGGCAGCAGCUGAAGGAAAUGAUCUCUCAUGAGUCAGUGACAUUUUAUGUUUCCCCGUUUUUGCGCUCAAAACAGACUUACGACCAGCUCAGGAUGUGCUUCCAUGAUGAACAGGUGCUGUGUUAUCGUGAAGAUCCGCGGCUGCGAGAACAGGAGUGGGGCAACUUUCAGGACCCAGAGCAGAUGGAGAAGAUCAAGCAGCAGAGAAGGGAGACUGGUGCAUUCUACUACAGAUUUCCAACUGGAGAAAGUGGAGCAGAUGUGUUUGACAGAGUCUCCAUGUUCCUGGAGACCCUCUACAGGGACAUGGAGAAAGGAACGUGUGGCCAGAACACCAUCAUUGUCACCCACGGACUGUUCUGCCGACUCUUCCUCACCAGAUACUACCACUGGAGCGUGGGGAAGUUUCACAAGCUAUGGAACUUUGACAAUUGCCAGUUUGCCAUCAUGGAACUGCAGCCAAAAGGACACUACAAACUAGUGACAGACCUGAAAUCUGAUCCGUAG